Molecule: messenger RNA, 2814 nt
Organism: Acanthaster planci (crown-of-thorns starfish)
Lineage: Eukaryota; Metazoa; Echinodermata; Asteroidea; Valvatida; Acanthasteridae
Product: cytochrome P450 3A24-like
Molecular function (GO): steroid hydroxylase activity; oxidoreductase activity, acting on paired donors, with incorporation or reduction of molecular oxygen; heme binding
Source: RefSeq, a predicted model, not a curated record
GCUCUGCGCAUAUUUUGGAUCCGGUCAGUUAGUUUGCCGCAAUCACAACGCGAUCACUGGCAUCACUUUUUUUCUGCACACCUAGGAACAGCCGAUGGUUAACUGAUCUCGCGAUGUCUAUCACGCUAGCAUUGAUCGUUGUCAUCGUUGCAUUGUUUGCAUGGAGCACGUACAAGAGGAUGACUUUCUUCAAGAAGUUGGGUCUGCCCGGCCCAACUCCCCUUCCGAUUGUUGGCAACAUGCUGACAUACGGACAGGGUAUGCACACAGCACAUGAAAUAUGGUCCAAGAAAUAUGGUAAAACAUACGGUGUCUUUGAAGGAGCGAGGAAGGCAAUUAUAACCUCUGACCUAGAUAUUAUCGAAGAGGUGCUCAUUAAACAGUUCAACAACUUUUGUGAUCGGCAGCACUUUCCCCUCCGGCCCAAACUGCUGCAAAACGAUCUUCUAAGCUUACACGGUGACCGCUGGAAGCUGAUGAGGGGCACCAUCUCACCGACUUUCAGCAGAUCCAAAAUGCAAAAGAUGGCAAGUUUAGUCACGAAUAGGGCGGAUAUUCUUCUGAGAAACUUGGACAGGGUGUGCGACCAAGGACAGCGAAACGUUGAAAUUUCCAAAAUACUGGGGAGUUUCGUCCUUGAGUCUGGUGCCUUGUGUGCGUAUGCCACAGAGAUAGACUCCCAGAAUCUUGCUGAUACUACGUUCGUCGAUAUGGCCUGUCUUUUCUUUCAAGGAUUUAAGGAGCAACAGCACGCUUGGGCAAUCACCCUUAUGAUGCCCUGGAUGGAGCCUGUGUUGCGUUUGAUGGGGUUUUCGUUACACCCAAUGAAAGCUCUGAAGUUCUUCCAGAAUCUUAUCAUGGACAUUAUCAGCGAACGGAAGGCGGAUCAUAACCAAAAGGAAUACGUCGACUUCUUACAGUUGUUGAUGAAAGCCCACAACUUCCAGGACGAGGACACGCCCAAGGAAGAGAGAGUUGAGGUGGACUACAAGCGCGCACUCACCGACGACGAAGUCACUGCUAUGGCUGUGGUAUUCUUCCUUGGUAACUAUGAGACCACAACCACCACCCUUUGCUUCAUCGCCUACCUUUUGGCAACUCACCCGGAUGUACAGGAGCGGCUGAUCAAAGAGAUCGAUGACGUCAUCGGGGAACGUACCGCUCUUAUCUAUCAAGACAUGGCUGCCCUGCCGUACUUGGACAUGGUUCUGCAUGAAUCAAUGAGGAUCUAUCCACCGGCCGUUGAGUUCGAUCGAAUUUGUCAGGAGGACUGCGUCAUCAAAGGCAUCCCAAUCCCAAAGGGGGUGAUGAUGGAAAUCCCAAUAUGGGUUGUUCAUCACGAUCCUGAAACAUGGCCAGACCCGUACACUUUUGAUCCAGAGAGGUUUGCUCCAGAGAAGCGAAGUAAGAUUCACAAUGUGGCCUGGCUACCUUUUGGUGAAGGUCCCCGGAAGUGUAUCGGUUACCGCUUCGCCAUAAUGCAAACCACCUUUGUCCUUGUCCGACUGCUUCAGAAAUAUCGUUUUGAAACGUGUGAGGAGACCGAGAUUCCGCCGAAAUUCGGUAAGCAUGGGCUGAUCCUACCAGAGAAUGGAAUGACACUGCGUCUUGCUCCACGAAACAAAUAAACUCGCAACUGAGACCCUACGGACAGAAGCAGGACUUGUCAUGGAUUGGGUUUUAGUUGUAUCAGUUAGUAGGAACUAAAAAUUACUGCUGAAUGGUGAAUUUUAAAUGGGUUAAUGUCAAAUAGAUUAUUUCAAACUUUUCAGCUGCUACUUUGAAGUGAAAAUAAAAUGAGCACUUCAGCAGUCAACGGUAAACUACAAAGGGAUUAAUUAACUAAAAAAAGAGGUUUAAAGCAAAACAGAGAUGUAUAAAUAAUUUAGCACAAGACGUCAGGUGAACCCUUUUGUUUUUGUUCACUCAUUAAUUAAUUUAGUUUCAAGUACACCUUGCAUUUUUGUUAUUCCACACCAUAUGCCCUUAUGUCGUGGCAAUAAGUUCUGAUUUGUUGGUUUCAUUGGACACUGUGAAAAACGAAAAGAUGAUAAUUGCGAGUUAAGCGUCAUAGAAAAAUGCACACAAAUUACAUUCAAAAUGUAGCACGGUUAUGGGUCGAUACUCAGUGGUAGCUCACAGACGUAUUUAGCACAUAUACUACAUGUACAUUAUAUGAGGGUGGAUAGUCGGUUUUAGCUCUAAGAAGUAGACCUAUACUGGACGUUUACAAACUAGUUGUCGAGGCAAAGCCCGAAAGGGUCAAUUUUAAAUGAUCCUGAAGAAAGUCAUAUUCCUUGACCUGCAAAGACGGUAAGACCCAAAGGGAAACGGAUCUGGGUGACGUCAUCGGAAGAAAACUUGGAACUUUUAUCAAUAUUAAUAAUAUACUAUCAUUUAAUGGACAAAUAAAUCUUUCACGGUUGAUCGACUUAAAUCUUUUUUUAACAUUAAAGGUCUUUUUAUUGUAACGCUCAUUCUGAUGACGCCAUUAGCUUGAGCCCUCAGGUGCGUUAUAUACAUAAAAGUCGUGGACUAAUUUUAGGAUGAUUUCGCCACAUACAUACUGAAACCAUCAACCUUACCACCAGAGGGCGGUCGAGUAUUUGACGAGAACCUUCCUAGUUUCACUUUCACCACUGUUGAAAACAAAUUCGGAUCUUUGAUAUUCACUGAUUAUGUUAUUUUUCCAAUUUCAACUGGAAGCAAGCUAGGGCCACAUGAUUUUUACACACAGUCUCAAUGAAAACACAUAGAUUUAUUCCAUGACUUCUGCAAAAUAAAUGAAAGAUAUAUACUUUUCGACACCUUUUA